Molecule: messenger RNA, 2818 nt
Organism: Solea senegalensis (Senegalese sole)
Lineage: Eukaryota; Metazoa; Chordata; Actinopteri; Pleuronectiformes; Soleidae
Gene: etfdh
Product: electron transfer flavoprotein dehydrogenase
Exons: 13
Coding region: 179-2050 (623 amino acids)
Biological process (GO): electron transport chain
Cellular component (GO): mitochondrial inner membrane
Molecular function (GO): iron-sulfur cluster binding; electron-transferring-flavoprotein dehydrogenase activity
Source: RefSeq, a predicted model, not a curated record
UGACGCUCACACGUGACUUUGUUGCGUUUUGUAAGACUCAGCUUUGAUAAUUGAAUAACAGGCGGCUCGGUCAAGCAGUCUGUGACACGCUACUCUGCACGCACUGGUCACUUCAGCGGAUUAAAAAAGGGAAAACCACUGUACUGUCCGCUAGUGGGCUAACGCUAGCUGACUCACUAUGUUUCCAGCUAGCAGAUAUUCCAGUCAAGCCCACAGGUGCAUCAGGGCAUUGAAAACGGCUCAAACGGAGCAUGCUGCACCUCAACUGUACACAACACUACACAGAAGAGCAUGCUCCUCCUUGCCAGCAGCACCCCGCAUCACUACACACUACUCUAUCCACCCCCGGGAUAAAGACCCACGAUGGGAAGGAGUCGAAAUGGAGAGGUUUGCAGACGAGGCAGAUGUGGUGAUAGUAGGUGGAGGCCCUGCUGGUCUUUCCGCGGCCAUCCGCCUGAAGCAGCUGGCUAAUGAACAUGAGAAGGAGCUGCGAGUGUGUCUUGUGGAGAAGGCCUCUCAGAUUGGAGCACACACUCUGUCAGGAGCUUGCCUGGAGCCCAGUGCACUUUCGGAGCUCUUCCAUGAUUGGAAGGAACGAGGAGCACCGUUGACCACUCCAGUGACUGAAGAUAUAUUCAACAUUUUAACAGAAAAACACAGAAUCCCCGUCCCCAUCCUUCCAGGUCUGCCCAUGAGGAACCACGGUAACUACAUAGUGAGGCUGGGGAACUUGGUACGGUGGCUGGGGGAACAGGCUGAGGAGCUUGGAGUGGAGCUUUACCCUGGUUAUGCUGCGUCUGAGGUUUUGUUUCAUGAAGAUGGAAGUGUGAAGGGAAUUGCCACCAAUGAUGUAGGCAUUGCCAAGGAUGGCUCACCAAAGGAUGUGUUUGAGAGGGGAAUGGAGCUCCAUGCCAAAGUCACAUUGUUUGGUGAGGGCUGUCACGGUCACUUGGCCAAGCAGCUUUACAAGCAAUUCAACCUGCGAGAGAACUGUGAACCCCAGACCUAUGCCAUCGGACUCAAGGAGAUUUGGACCAUUGAUGAGAAGAAGUGGAGGCCAGGUAGAGUGGAGCAUUCUGUGGGUUGGCCCCUGAACAGAAACACAUAUGGAGGAUCAUUCCUGUAUCACCUGAAUGAAGGAGAACCACUUGUGGCACUGGGCUUUGUGGUUGGACUAGACUACUCCAAUCCUUACCUGAGCCCCUUUAGAGAAUUCCAGCGCUGGAAACACCAUCCAUUUGUUGCACCCACUCUGGAGGGAGGCCAUCGCAUCGCAUAUGGGGCCAGGGCUCUGAACGAGGGAGGAUUUCAGUCUAUACCAAAGCUGACGUUCCCCGGAGGGCUGCUUAUUGGCUGCAGCCCUGGUUUCAUGAACGUCCCAAAGAUCAAAGGCACACACACGGCUAUGAAGAGUGGAAUGCUGGCUGCCGAGGCCAUUUUCCCCAAGGUGACCGCAGAAAGCCUGGAUUCAGAGACCACAGGAAUCCAUGUGCCUGAGUAUGCUGAGAACCUGAAGAAUUCGUGGGUGUGGAAGGAGCUGUAUGCGGUCAGAAACAUCAGGCCGUCCUUCCACAACUACUUUGGCCUGUACGGUGGCAUGGUCUACACUGGAAUCUUCUACUGGAUCUUCAGAGGAAAAGAGCCGUGGACGCUAAAGCACUGCGGUCUUGACGCAAACCAGCUGAAACCGGCAAAAGAUUGUACGCCGAUUGACUAUCCCAAGCCGGAUGGCAAGAUAAGCUUUGACCUGCUCUCCUCUGUGGCCCUGAGUGGCACCAAUCAUGAGGGCGACCAACCCGCUCAUCUGACCCUAAAGGACGACGAUGUUCCAGUUGCCAGGAAUUUGUCUGUGUACGACGGGCCUGAGCAGCGCUUCUGCCCCGCAGGUGUGUACGAGUAUGUUCCCAUGGAAACGGGAGACGGGAUGAGAUUGCAGAUUAACGCUCAGAACUGUGUCCACUGUAAAACCUGCGAUAUCAAGGACCCGAGCCAAAACAUCAACUGGGUGGUGCCCGAAGGUGGCGGCGGACCAGCCUACAACGGAAUGUGAACCUCAGGAUCCUGUUUUUCUUUGUUUGUUGUUGUUUCUAAAACCGUUUGUCUUGAAGAAUUAACUGUAAGUACGAUCACGGUUCACACAUUUUUGUCCAAAAAUGGAGAACGAGCCCCAACAACAGAACCGAAAACAACGUACGCGUCGUCACUUAUGAAGGUUUAUGAUAGUGAAAGAAAUCAAAUCAGAGAGUCGCAUUUUAUCGUAGUUAUUAAUUAUUUAAUUAUGCAGUGGUAAAUAGAGCUAGUUUAAAAUUUGCCAUUCGCUAUCAAGGACCGCAAUAAAACUGAAAUUAAAGCAAAAGUCGUCAACAAUUAGCCCCUGGGGUGUUUAGAUUAUUGCCAUAAUAACCACAACAUGGGCAUUUUAAACAGUUAUUGAUUUAAGGAAGUACUUGACAAACUGUAACAGACUAUUUCUUUAAGAGUUUUUCUAUAUAUGGUUGAUUUGAGGGGUGUACACAUCAAUACUGACACAAGUGGUUGAACUAGGUACAGUACCUGUGGUAUUAAACGAUAAAACAGUAUAUUUAGUUUGCUGAAAGCAGUGUUUACAUGGAGCCUGACGUUGCCUUACAUGUAUAAGAUCAUGGUCUUUCCCAUGUAGGAGAGCAUACAACUUAUCAAACACUGGUAUUGAUCAGUCCGCCGUUUGGACUGAUGAUAAAACUGCAAACCCCGGAGUCUGUGUCGACGCCGUCUGUCGUUAUUUUAAAAACACUAUUGUACGACAUAUCACACAUUACAGUAAUGAAUGAACACUUGA